Cantharellus anzutake is the source of this 1040-nucleotide messenger RNA. RefSeq names its product ribosomal protein L2. The coding region runs from base 229 to 993 and encodes 254 amino acids. Gene Ontology annotation, biological process: cytoplasmic translation. The transcript has 4 exons. Lineage: Eukaryota; Fungi; Basidiomycota; Agaricomycetes; Cantharellales; Hydnaceae. The record is from RefSeq and is a predicted model, not a curated record. Gene Ontology annotation, cellular component: ribosome; cytosolic large ribosomal subunit. Gene Ontology annotation, molecular function: RNA binding; structural constituent of ribosome.
GAUCGCGACUCUGACCCCCCCAACCUUCGCCAGCAACGUUUGAACGUGAGUAUCGACUUUUGGCGCAUAUCUGCAUCAGUUCUCGUGUAUGUAGCCUCACCGCUGUCCAUGGAUACCUCACUUGUCGUACUGGAUGGACGGAUUGACAUGGAUGCACUAAUUUUGAUCUGGAUGCACUUUUGAUUUGGAAUCUUCCUCGUUCGCUGACUGAACACGUUUUUGUCCAGUAUGGGUCGCGUCAUUCGUGCUCAGAGGCGAUCUCACGCCAUCUUCAAAGCCCACACCCACCACAACAAAGCACCCGCACGUAUACGCACCCUUGAUUAUGCUGAGCGUAAUGGGUACAUUCGUGGACUUGUAAAGGAAAUCAUUCAUGAUCCUGGUCGGGGAGCUCCUCUUGCCCGUGUCGUUUUCCGCGAUCCUUACCGAUACAAACUCCGAACUGAAACAUUCAUUGCCACCGAGGGUAUCCACACCGGCGCUUACGUUUACUGCGGAAAGAAGGCGACUCUCUCCGUAGGGAAUAUCCUUCCUGUGGGCAACCUGCCCGAGGGUAUCGUUAUUUGCAACGUAGAGGCCAGGCCAGGUGAUCGCGGUACGCUCGCCAGAACAUCGGGCAACUAUGCUACAGUCAUUGGUCACAACGUUGAUGAUCAAAAGACCCGUAUUCGCUUGCCGAGUGGUGCCAAGAAAACUAUUUCCAGCCGGGCUCGUGCAACUAUUGGCAUUGUUGCAGGUGGCGGACGUAUCGACAAGCCAUUAUUGAAAGCAGGGCGGGCCUACUACAAAUAUAAAGCUAAACGCUACACUUGGCCUCGCACUCGUGGUGUUGCCAUGAACCCGGUUGAUCACCCUCAUGGUGGUGGUAACCACCAGCACAUUGGAAAAGCCUCGACAGUACCAAGAAGCGCAGUUCCUGGUCAGAAAGUCGGUCUCAUUGCCGCUCGCAGGACUGGUCUGCUUCGUGGUACGAGCAAGAAGAAGGAUCACUGAGCUUAUCGUAUUCCGCGUUAUUUUUCCUAUGGCCCACAUUGGUGUAU